This is a messenger RNA of Exaiptasia diaphana, 404 nucleotides long. RefSeq lists its product as uncharacterized. NCBI's taxonomy places the organism in Eukaryota, Metazoa, Cnidaria, Anthozoa, Actiniaria, Aiptasiidae. The record is from RefSeq and is a predicted model, not a curated record. Bases 72 to 404 code for a protein of 110 amino acids. The transcript has 3 exons.
CAAAACAGAGGGAAAUUUGAUCCAACUUUGGAAAACUUUGAAACAGCUCGUGAAAAAAAUUAUUUGAAAGUAUGGCCGAUAAAAUUAUUGCCGCGGGUGUUAUCUUACUGUGUGCAACAAUGUCCCGUGGGGUACCCUUGAUGGGAGUUGACAGCAAGACGACGGCUAGAGUCGCCAGAAGCGAAGCCACUCAUCUUCUGCCAUUUUUGAUUAAAACGCAUGAAGAAUUUGAAAAGCAGAACUUUAAGAAUCAAGACUAUGACCACCAUGUCCUCCUGAAAGGAAUCAAACAAGUGACUAACUUUGAGACCUUGUCUGUAAGUAUAUCAGAAUAUGUAGACACACAGAUAAAGAAUCGUUCGUUAGUAUUUACGAAUCAUCAUAAAAAAUCCUACAAGCUCUAG